Molecule: messenger RNA, 1342 nt
Organism: Prorocentrum cordatum
Lineage: Eukaryota; Dinophyceae; Prorocentrales; Prorocentraceae
Source: the annotation of a GenBank genome assembly
AGCCAUUUUGGCUCAAACCGUUUUAGCGCAGUCGAUCGCUCUUCUUGUGUGAGGUUCGUGAGGCUGUCACUGCACGAGCUUAGUAGUUCUAGCUGCCACUGGUCAGGCGCGAUGGGCGUCCCCGCUGCUGGAUCUUGAUUGUUGCCGUGAUAGUUGUCCACGCAGGAUGGGUUUCGGAGUUUACGUUUUGUGGGUCCUCUCUGCGCUGGUUAACACUCAGGUCCAGAAGGCUAGAGUCGGCGAACGGGCGAGUGAAAUGCAAGGCUGUCGUCACAGAGAUGCUCCUAGAUGACAACAGCUGCGCUCCUAUCGCGGUCAAUGAUCGUCGUGUGCUGCGCGCUCAAGCUGCAGGCGCAGCGCCCGGGACUUCCAGUAUCCCAGUCUAGCAGAAGCCUUUGCAAGCAGUGGAGCUGGACUGGGUGUUAACUAAGGAACCUGCCGAGAAUAGAGAGGAAGCCUUGAUUGAGACAUUUCAGGAAUCAUGUCGUUCAACAUCAGGCUGGUUGAAGCCAGGAAUGGUAAACAUCGUGACUCAUCGCCGGGCGCUGAGGCGUCUCUUGGCAUUCUGCUCCGUCUGUGAGGACUACAGUGGCCAAUCCUGGCAGUCGAAACUGAUGCAGCUCUCGGAUGCCAACGUCUUACCCGUUCUGCACAUUCUUAAGGUAGACCGUCCCCAUGGUCUGGGUACAGCGCUGAUCGUGACAUGUUCGUAUGAUGUUUGGAAAGAUAACAUGACAGUGCUGGACCGAGCUUCGAGAUGGCAUUCACCUCAGGGGGCGAUCCCGCUUCGCGCCAUUUUUUACGCACGGUUUUUCUCUGGGCGAUCUCAACUUGAUUGUGCAAUCUGAGGCAGACGCUGUGGAUCACAAGGGAAACAUCGUAGAGCUCAAAGCCAGGAUGACCUCCCGCGAGAAGCCGCUCGACAAAGGCAGAUUCUUCAGGGAAUCUGGGUUUGACACAUACUUCCAGAUGCUGUUCGGGGGCGCGUCCUUGCUCGUCCUAGGGUUGCACAGAGUCGUCGCUUGGGACACGAGCGAGGUCGACCCAUCUCAGAUAGAAGAACUCAGCAUUGACAACGUGAAGACCAACUUGCAACAACAGUCGGUGGCUGACGAGCUGUUGGGGCGUGCUGCUGAGAUCUUGAGAGCUGUGAGCGAAGCCUGUGCUCUUUCAUCGCAGUGCAACCGCUUUGACUUAGCACUUGAUCGUGAUUCCAAGUCACUUGUAGUAUCAACGACAGAGUAGCCGACUGAAUCCUUGGCUGGAACCGUGUGAUUUGCCAAUUCGGCACCAUGGGUCACCCCUUUCGGCGUCGACUCGCAGCGGCGCUUGCAGGAGGAGG